ACCUCUGCUUGGAGAGUAGGUAUCGCCAUCAUUUACCACCCAGGAGUCAGUCAGCUUUUAUCGUAAGAUAAGUAAACAUGUUUGUCCCCUGUUGGGUCAUUGUAAGUCAUACUAGGCGUCGGCCGUGCGGGCAUCCUCUUCAGGUCAUGGCCACAGGUGAAAGGCUAUAUAUUGAGAACGUGCAAAGUCGUUGUCCUCAUAAUUUAGCAAACAUGGCAGUAACACUUGACUGGAUAACUGAGUCCGUCCUGUACAUUUUGCAGAUCUCCGGGCUGACUCUGCAGUCUUUUCUCGUCUUCUGCGCGGCCUUUUUUCUGGCGUUUUUCCUCUUGAAGCCCCGCAAAAACCUGCCUCCGUACCCGGCAGGACGCGUGCCUGUUCUCGGGCACCUCCUCGCCUUGGGCCGAGCGCCUCCCCGCAAGCUGACGGCGUGGAGGCGGCAGUACGGGGACGUCUUCACCUUCAGGAUGGGGAUGGAAGAUGUGGUGGUUCUGAACGGCUACACUGCCGUCAAGGACGCGCUCGUGGACAGGUCCGAGCUCUUCGCGUCCAGGCCAUCAUUUUACCUGGGUGAUGCGAUGACUGGUUUUGGAAAAGGCAUAUCUAUGGCACGCUGGGGGAGCGAGUUCAAACAGAGAAAAAAUUUCUCCACUGCCGUCCUGAAGAGCCUGGGCAUGAAGGUGGGAACUGGCAGCAUCGAGGGGAAAAUCCGAGAGGAGGCGAGCUAUCUCCGCAACAUGAUUGCAGAUGGCAAUGGAGAGCCCUUUGACAUCUACCAUGCCGUCUGCGUAGCGGUUGCAAACGUUAUCUGUUCCAUGAUGAUGGGCAACCGCUAUGACUACACGGACGAGACGUUCAGGGGACUGACAGAGGCGAUUCGCGCUCUCGGGAAUCUAGUUGGAGCUGCACAGAUCAUCAGCGUUUUCCCCUUGCUGCGGUUUGUUCCUGUCGUGAAUAGAGCCGCCAUCAAUGCGUUGAAAGAUUGUUCCAAGGUCCUAAAUGUGUUGAGGGAGGAGAUAUCUCGCCAUCGCGAGAACCUGGAUCGCGAGAACCCGCGAGACUUCCUCGACUUCUGCUUGCUGGAGGUUGAGAAGCAGGAGAAGGUGGAGGGUCUGACGGAGGAGAACGUCCUGUACAUGGCCCAGGACCUCUUUAUGGCGGGAAUAGGGACAACCACCGACACUUUCAUGUGGAGUCUCCUCUACAUGACAGUGAACCCCGACAUCCAGAAUAAGGUGCAGCAGGAGCUUGAUGCCGUUGUUGGUGAGGGUCUGCCCGCCCUGUCCCACCGUUCCCAGCUGCCCUACGUGAACGCCUGUCUGCUGGAGGUCAUGAGGAUCCGGCCCGUCGGACCUGUAGCGAUCCCCCACGCCACCGCAGAGACGGUAAAAGUGGGGGAAUAUGAAAUCCCUAAGGGUACCCAGGUACUACCGAACGUGCACUCCCUCCACAUGGACCCCGCCUACUGGCCUGAUCCGGACCGGUUUGACCCCGGAAGGUUUCUGGACGCGGAAGGGAACGUCAUCAAUAAGCCUGAGUCCUUCAUGCCUUUUGGAGGAGGCCGACGCGUGUGUCUUGGGGAACAGCUGAGCAGGAUGGAGCUCUUCCUGUUCUUCUCGACCCUGCUGCAGUCCUUCACCUUCCAGCCGCCAGAGGGCGCUCCUCCUCCAACCACUGACGGUGACUUUGGAAUGACGUUGAGACCGCAUCCGUUUAAGCUCUGUGCGAUCCCGCGUUAGUUUCUUU
Messenger RNA from Branchiostoma belcheri (Belcher's lancelet), 1746 nucleotides. RefSeq names its product cytochrome P450 2U1-like. Gene Ontology annotation, cellular component: intracellular membrane-bounded organelle; cytoplasm. Gene Ontology annotation, biological process: xenobiotic metabolic process. The transcript has 7 exons. Lineage: Eukaryota; Metazoa; Chordata; Leptocardii; Amphioxiformes; Branchiostomatidae. Gene Ontology annotation, molecular function: iron ion binding; oxidoreductase activity, acting on paired donors, with incorporation or reduction of molecular oxygen, reduced flavin or flavoprotein as one donor, and incorporation of one atom of oxygen; heme binding. The record is from RefSeq and is a predicted model, not a curated record. The coding region runs from base 78 to 1739 and encodes 553 amino acids.